GAGAACUGGUGUCACCAGUAAAUGUAUAAAAAAGGUCAGGUCCUUUUUUUUCCCCAGUCUUGAGUAUCUGUUCUCCAAAAUGGAGCUGCUGUUUGUAUUCAUUUUGCCACUGGCAUUUAGUGCUUCAGGUGUUGAUGCCAAUAAAAACCUGAGCGUGGUGCCCAGCAUCACUGCAGUUCUGGGCAGAGAUGUUACCAUACCGUGCACUUACCAGCUCUCUCCGGGAUACUCGGAAAUGAGUUUAAAAUGGACAAUGAGGAAGGAUGGAGACACUAAGACUCUUCUCUACAGGGACAGGCUCAGCUACAGCAUUCCUCUCUCCAUGUACAGAUCCCGAGUAAGCAUUCCAAGCACUGACCAGGUCGGGAAUGUCUCGCUCACUCUGAAAGAAAUGUAUUUCCAGGACAGAGCAGAUUACAUGUGUGAAGUGACCUGGAGAAAUGGGAGUGAAAACACAGUGCAGGACACAGCGCUCAUCAAAGUAUCUGUCGUCCAGGUUCCUGUUUCAAAACCAGUUAUGCCCAAUGUCCAGUCCCCAAUCUACAUCCAAGCGGGUCAAAGCAUCAGUCUCACUUGUACAGCUACCGGGUCUUUACCCAUCACAUACAUGUGGUACAAGAAGCAACCAGAUGGGACCAAAACAAGGUUAUCAAGACAAGCUGCCCUCACCGUAUCUGAUGCAGGAACAUACUAUUGUGAAGCAGAGAAUUUCGCUUCUGGAAAGAAAGUUGAACAGAGUGGUCCAAUAGAACUUAUUGUACAAGAGUGGAUCGAAGCAACGUCUGAAGAUUAUACCUACCAAUCCACUACUGAAGUAAAAAACAUUCCAACGUCUACUUCUUAUAUUGAAACCAGCAGCACUGAAUCUGGUGGAAAUGCCGUUUCUCCUGCGUCGCGCCAAAAAGGGAACAGGACUCUGUUAUGGCUCUACAUCCUGAUUGCUGCUCUCUGCAUUGUGGUGCUCUUCGCUGUCAUCAUAGCCAACGUCAUAAUGAAGAAAAGGAAAAAGAAAAGAAAUGAAUAUGACCUUAAUGUAACUUUUUCCUCUCAUCUUGCUGGGGCAAAUAACAACAUGGAAGACAAAAAAUGCACUGCUCGCGAAAAUGAAUAUGAAGCGAUGAUAUGCAAAAACGAGAAUGAGUAAGCUACCAUGACUACGGACCGAGCCAGCUGAGGAAUCAAUGCGUCAGAAGUCAAACAACAGCCCUAGUUAACAAAGUCAUCUGGAAUGGUGCUGUGCUGCAUUCAUGCAUGGUGAUCAGUUUACAGAUCAAGAUUGCAAUCUUUCACAACUCUGCUCAGUCAUCAGGAGUUGCAUGUUAGGGCUAGGUUACACAACGCAUUGGGGCGGUAACCUUUUCACAACUUUUAUUCUGUCUUGCAACCUUUAAAACUGCUGUUUUGUAGAAAACUGUGCAAGUCCCCUGGAUAAUCAAUUGGGGCUUAUCUCUGCAUACUUGGAAGUGUUGUAAGUUCUUGCAUAUCGUUUCCAUGUUUAGGAAUGAUCUGCUGAUCUUGUGUGUCGAUAUCUGUGGUACUCUGAUCUGACAAGCAUUUAUAUUUAAUAAAGAGUAGAUUUCCAUGAAAACAAAACCUUCAUUAGCACACCUGCAUUCAGAAGCAAACUGUUAUACCUUUAUCUGCAGAAAUCCAUACAAAAUGUCCUACAUAUUUUACAAACAGCUCAUUGUUAUGCAUGCAGCUUGAGUGCAAC
Molecule: messenger RNA, 1714 nt
Organism: Acipenser ruthenus (sterlet)
Lineage: Eukaryota; Metazoa; Chordata; Actinopteri; Acipenseriformes; Acipenseridae
Product: V-set and immunoglobulin domain-containing protein 4-like
Exons: 9
Coding region: 80-1144 (354 amino acids)
Biological process (GO): negative regulation of complement activation, alternative pathway; negative regulation of macrophage activation; negative regulation of interleukin-2 production
Molecular function (GO): complement component C3b binding
Source: RefSeq, a predicted model, not a curated record